CUGUAGAGUUGGGCAGGUGGUAUGUAGGCAUGUUGAUAGAUGAGUGCUGACUUCUCAGAAAGGAAGAGGUGGAGACCUAUCCUCCCACCACACUUACAGGGGAUUGGAUUCCUUGCUGUGGGAAAGAAAGAGCGGGCCUUCUAGGUUGCUUUCUAUUGCAGAGUUAUAAAAAAAUCACGAUCCUAAGCAACUCGAGGACAGGGCUUAUUAGCCUCACGCGUUCUGAUCACAGUCUAACGCGAAGGGAACUCAGAGCAGGAACACAGGGCAGGAACCUGAAGCAGGAACUGGGCAGUGGCAGAAACUGCUUGUUGUUUUUUUCCCUCCUGGCUUCUUCAGCCUGCUUCCUUACACAAGCCAGGACCACCUGCUCAGGGCUGGUCUCCCACAUCAACUAAUAAGAAAGAAUAUGCCCCACAGGUUUGCCUGCAUGUCAGUCUAAUGGAGGCAUGUCUCUCAAUUUAGGUUCCCCCUUCCCAGAUGACCAGAGCUCAUGUCAAGUUAUUAAAAAAUUAAGCAGCAAACACAUCAGGUAAAGGAAAAGGCUGUGGCCUCAGAAGCCAGGAAUGCAUUUGGUAUUACCUUCAUCUCCUUCCACUAGCCUAGGGAGAGCCAAAAGCUUGGCGUCUGAAGCCACAUUAGGUCGGGAGGGUGGUGGUAGUGGGAGCAUGUCUGGAUGGGUCUAAUGUAAUUUUAACACUGGGAAGUUUGUGUUUAAUCUAGGAGAAAAUGGUUUUACGGAGGUUCAUUUCACUGGAUAAGGGCAGAUCCAAAAAAAAAAAAAAAAAAAAAAAUCGAGAGCAGAGUUCCAGGAAGAAGUCCUGGGUGAUGGAGGUGGAGGAAAAAGAGCCAUCACUCGGUAUCUUUUCUGGCCUAACUUUGAUCUCUUCCCCAUCUUAGAUUUUUACCUCCCUGCCUCCUUCAAUCCCAGAUGCCGGUCCCCUUCUCUGAAAUUAUCCACGUCAAGCAAAUAUGCAAUGAUAAUACAUUUAAAAACCCACUUCCCAUCUCCAAACACGGAGAAAAAUGGGUCAUUCUGCAUCCUGUGCCCUUCUCUGGUACAUUCUAAAGACAAAAAUUCCAGAUUGCAGUGGCGUGAAGGGUGACCUCCUACCAAAAGAAAAAGAAAAUAGAAAAAAAAAAAAUCCUGUUUCUUUUGCUAAUGUUCUCGGCCUCGCUCCACCUCUCCAAAUAGAGAGAACGAACUGCGGAUAAAAAUGCACGCAUCGCAGCCUUAGCUCCUCAACCACAUUUGGGAGAGGCCUGCGGGGUCGGGUGACUCAAGCUCGCGCGGGGACGAGCCGAGAGCGCUCCCGACUUCCCUGGAACCUUAACGUCCUACGGUUCACCUUCUCCCGAUUGCGGGGUCCUCUCCCUGACCCAGAUCACUCCCCAACUUGGUUCCCAGACCCCAUCGGGAGCGCGGCUCCCCUUAGCCCAAGACGCCGCACCUGUGGGCUCUGGGUCGCCUCCCGCUGCGCUCGGGCGCAGCUCCCCGAGGCUCCGCUAGGGGUCUCUGUCGGGUGGCGAGCCGGGUGGGCGGGAUCAGCUGACUCUGCCGGCUGCGAGCCCCGCCGCCUCGCUCCAGCUCUGUCAGUUUCCUCGGCGGCGGGAGGCGAGAGCACCGGGAGCAGAGCGAGCGCGGGGCCACCGGAGACGGCGGCGGCGGCGCGGACACAGCCAGGGCGCGGCGGAUCUUCCACUCGCACACGGAGCACUCGGUGGCCCACGCAGGAUCACGAUGCUGCCCAGCUUGGCACUGCUCCUGCUGGCCGCCUGGACGGUUCGGGCUCUGGAGGUACCCACUGAUGGCAACGCCGGGCUGCUGGCAGAACCCCAGAUCGCCAUGUUCUGUGGUAAACUCAACAUGCACAUGAAUGUGCAGAAUGGAAAGUGGGAGUCAGACCCGUCAGGGACCAAAACCUGCAUUGGCACCAAGGAGGGCAUCUUGCAGUACUGCCAAGAGGUCUACCCUGAACUGCAGAUCACAAACGUGGUGGAAGCCAACCAGCCAGUGACCAUCCAGAACUGGUGCAAGCGGGGCCGCAAGCAGUGCAAGACACACACCCACAUCGUGAUUCCUUACCGUUGCCUAGUUGGUGAGUUUGUGAGCGACGCCCUUCUCGUGCCCGACAAGUGCAAGUUCCUACACCAGGAGCGGAUGGAUGUUUGUGAGACCCAUCUUCACUGGCACACCGUCGCCAAAGAGACAUGCAGCGAGAAGAGCACUAACUUGCACGACUAUGGCAUGCUGCUGCCCUGCGGCAUCGACAAGUUCCGAGGGGUAGAGUUUGUAUGCUGCCCGUUGGCCGAGGAAAGCGACAGCGUGGAUUCUGCGGAUGCAGAGGAGGAUGACUCUGAUGUCUGGUGGGGUGGAGCGGACACAGACUACGCUGAUGGCGGUGAAGACAAAGUAGUAGAAGUCGCCGAAGAGGAGGAAGUGGCUGAUGUUGAGGAAGAGGAAGCUGAUGAUGAUGAGGAUGUGGAGGAUGGGGACGAGGUGGAGGAGGAGGCCGAGGAGCCCUACGAAGAGGCCACCGAGAGAACAACCAGCACUGCCACCACCACCACAACCACCACUGAGUCCGUGGAGGAGGUGGUCCGAGAGGUGUGCUCUGAACAAGCCGAGACCGGGCCAUGCCGCGCAAUGAUCUCCCGCUGGUACUUUGAUGUCACUGAAGGGAAGUGUGUCCCAUUCUUUUACGGCGGAUGUGGCGGCAACAGGAACAACUUUGACACGGAAGAGUACUGCAUGGCGGUGUGUGGCAGCGUGUCAACCCAAAGUUUACUCAAGACUACCAGUGAACCUCUUCCCCAAGAUCCUGAUAAACUUCCCACGACAGCAGCCAGCACCCCCGACGCCGUCGACAAGUACCUGGAGACACCCGGGGACGAGAACGAGCAUGCCCAUUUCCAGAAAGCCAAAGAGAGGCUGGAAGCCAAGCACCGAGAGAGAAUGUCCCAGGUCAUGAGAGAAUGGGAAGAGGCAGAGCGUCAAGCCAAGAACUUGCCCAAAGCUGACAAGAAGGCCGUUAUCCAGCAUUUCCAGGAGAAAGUGGAAUCUCUGGAACAGGAAGCAGCCAAUGAGAGACAGCAGCUUGUAGAGACACACAUGGCCAGAGUUGAAGCCAUGCUCAAUGACCGCCGCCGCCUGGCCCUCGAGAAUUACAUCACUGCACUGCAGGCGGUGCCCCCAAGGCCUCAUCAUGUGUUCAACAUGCUGAAGAAGUACGUCCGUGCGGAGCAGAAAGACAGACAGCACACCCUAAAGCAUUUUGAACAUGUGCGCAUGGUGGACCCCAAGAAAGCUGCUCAGAUCCGGUCCCAGGUUAUGACACACCUCCGUGUGAUCUACGAGCGCAUGAACCAGUCUCUGUCCCUGCUCUACAAUGUCCCUGCGGUGGCUGAGGAGAUUCAAGAUGAAGUCGAUGAUCUGCUUUCUUCCUCCAGGAUAUUACACGUGCUCAUGUGAGCUUAGAGCUCUUAAUUUGUAUGUAACUGGGUAAAGGGAGAGGACUAUUUCCUAAUGUGCUACCUACCAUCUUCCCCUCGGAUUUAUUAGAGUAGGUGAUGCCAGAUAAAAUGGGUUCAACCAAUUCUUUGAGUUUCUGUUUGUUUCUCUGUACUUUGUCCGGAAUCUUUUAUCCAAAGUCCUUGGGAUUGGAAAUGUUUCAGAUUUCAGAAUUUUUCAAAUUCGGGGCACAACGCUACCAGUUAUAACUAGCUAUCAUCUUCAGUCCAAAGAGCUGAGAUUCGGAAUGCUUUGAAAGCUUUAGCUUUCAGAACAUCCCACAUGUAGAGUCUGAGAGCAAGCCCAUGCAAUAUAGGUAUUCAGAAUAUAUCAGAGAGCAACAGUAACCCUCACGUUUACUACUGAAGACCAACCUGAGCCGUUUCCAGUCUGCUGCUGGCAAUGUCUGUGAUCCUGAGCAAAAUGGGAGAAAGCUGUCUCAAGAAAAAGAGGUGGAAGCCAAGGGAAGGGCUUUGUAAUGUGUUCAGGCCUAUAGGAGUGCGGUUAGCGCUGAGCCUGUGUUUACAUUCCCUCGUUCCCUUAGGCAGGGAGCCAGUGUCUUGCACUGAGUGUUUUGUUUUCUCCCACCUUAAGGAGAAGCCUUCUUAUACCUAAAGCAGAAAGUACCUCCUUCAGGUGCAGGAGGGAAAACUUAAGCAAUCUGUGGAUUGCUCAAAACACAGUCUGUCCUUUGAUAAACCAGGCAUCGCCCUGCAAGUCAAACAUUGUAUGAAAAUGUGAGAGGUUUGGCAGACUGUUCUCUUUGAUGUGGAGAGAGAAAAGCUGGCUUCCUUUCCCACAUUCAGCUCGGGUCUGCAUCUACCCUGCUGCUAAGAGGCUCUUCAAGGGAACUUGAAAGUGGUGCCGGACCCUCCAGCUUUGCAGAUUAAGGAUCUAGGGUGAUUAACUGAUUUGAUCAAAAUCAGAGACUAAAACUGGUCAGGGGUCGAGGGCUUCUUCACAUCUUGCCAGAGUUCUUCAGAAAUCAAAGUGAGUUUUAAAUACCUGGGGUGUGAAUAAAUGAGACAAUUUUCUUCCAUUAAAGAAAAGUGGCCACGAGGAAUGGGGAACCCUUUGUAGACAUCAGAGUGUUCAAAUAUGGCCUUGUGUCCAACACGGCCUUGUGUCCAACACAGCCUUGUGCCCGGAGCUUGCCACGAGUUGAAGCGAGCAUCUAAGCUGGCAGGUUCCGGUCCCUCGGGAGUUCAUCCUGUCAUUUCUGCAUGUCUGUCCCUUACUCCGCUGACAGUAAACAGUGUCUACAUUUUUCAGGAUCUUACUUCAGUUGCUGUAAAUACUUCAACAAUCUGAAAGUCUCAUUCAGAAGCCACUUAGGAAGAAAAGUUACUCUCAGUGGAAAUUGGUAUCCUGGAAGUCACUGUGUCUCAAUGCAUACUUGGGACCAAGUAAAGUAUAAUGUGGAGGAGUUCUUGUUUAAAAUACCGGGUCUUGAACUCUUCCUCACACUCAGAGAAAUCAACUCAUCUUCUACUUCAAAUGAUUCUUGAAUAAUUCAAAAGGUUUAAUGUUUAUAUGUGCUAGUAAAAAUACAAGCUUUUGUAGAAAAUUGAGAGUGUAUUUGUAUAUAUCUUUGACCUAAAAAAUUAAACAUUAUUAAUGUAUCCUACAUGAAGUUAGACCAGUCUUUCCCUUCAGUCUCUGAUUUACAGUGUUCUGACUUACAAGAUUUUCUGACAUUGUAGCGAGGAGAAAGUAAUGUGUUUUGAAUCAUAAUCCGUCCCCGGGUCACUACAUGUGGUGCCAGCAUACAGCACUGCGUGGCAGGUCCUUAUCUUAGUCAGGGUUACCACUGUGCUCAAACACCAUGGCCAAAGCAGCUUGGGGAGGAAAGGGUUUGUUUGAUCUACACCUCCACUUCACUAUUUAUCGUCAAAGGAAGUCGGGACAGGAACUCAAAAAGAGGUAGGAGCUGAUGUGGCGGCCUUGGAGUGGUGUUGCUUACUGGCCUGCUUUCUUAUAGAACCCAGAAUCACCUGCCCAGGGAGGGCCCCACCCCACCCCCAUCAAUCACUAAUUAAGAAAAUCUCCCACAUACAGGCAUGUGUGCAACCUAAUCUUGUGGAGGCAUUUUCUCAGCUGAGUUUCCCUCCUCUCUGGUGACUUUAGCUUGUGUCAAGUUUCACAUGAUCAAGAUAAUAAUCAACAAUAGCCCUCACUCUCUCAUCUUGAGCUCUGCUGUUCAGUGGACUAGGUGCAGCCGUGGCAUGUUUGACUAGGAAUGUUGUGUGGAAGGACCAUGAGGCUAUAUUCGCAUCAUGAAAGAACACAUGUAUUUCCAAGGGGCCACUGCAUAAAAUACUUCCGGGAGAUGACAUUUACUUUGAAGGUUGAAUACAGCUCUGUUAAGUAACACAAUGUUGAGGUUGCGCUUAACUUACCCAAGUCACUGGCAUAAACUCCUUUUCUCUUUGUUUUUAUUGUGUUCAUGUGUGGGCACACGCACAUGUCUAGGCCAGAGGACAGCAAAAGGUUUUGUUCCUUAGCUCUUUACACCAUCUGUUUGAGGCAAGGUCUCUCUUUGGUCUGCAAGUCACCCAAAUGGACUAGACUGAUUAGCCAGGAGCCCCAAAGAUCCUCCUGUCUCCAUUCUGAAAUUAUAAACCCAACACCACACACAGCUAUCUCCCUGUCUCCCUCUUCCCCCUCUGUGUUUUGGGGGGCAGGACAGGUUAUAUCCAUACAACUCAGAUCCUGUGUGUGUGUGUAUGUGUGUGUGUGUGUGUGUGUGUGUGUGUGUGUGUGUGUGUGAGUGUGUGUGUGUCUGUGUGUGUCUGUGUCUGUGUGUGUGUGUCUGUGUGUCUGUGUGUUCUGACCACAAAACUCAGGUCCUUACCUCCUGACCCACGCACACCCCCCAAACCCGCCAACUUAACCACUUAUUAACCUCAGUCACUGCUCUUGACAGUGAACAGUGAAAGCCUGGGGCUGGUGGGAACUUCUUGCCUAGAUGCUGCUUUCCUUGGAAGUUCAGAGCCUGCUCGUCUCUCUGACAGAUCCUUUUCCUCUCUCAGUCCUGACCCUUCGCUCUCCUAUCACUGAUUCCACCAUAGAAAUACUCCAUGGAGGUGGCCUUCAAAUCCAAGAUGAUACUAACUUCAUCAGAGGCAAAAGAGAAGAUUAAUGCUAUGCCCAGGGUGACCAGCAUUGUAGAGGACAUUCAUCCGAAUCUCGGACAGUUCACUGACAGCCUAGCAUCCGCUCAGGAAGUAUGUGUCCGAUAGUGAACGGACAAAACAAGAACACGAGAAAAGCUAUGCUGGCUGCCAACACUAGAUGCCAGUCCCCAGGAGGGAGCUCACUGUGUCACACGGUCACAUGUGUAUAUUUUAGAUUACAUAGGAAAACCCUCUAAACCCCUUUUGUGGUUUCCUGAAGUGACAUGGACUAGAAAUCAAAUACCAGCUCUUCUUUUAUUCCACAAACAAAUAGACCACCUGAUUGGACAUGCUCCAGAAAUGUGGGAAAGCUAUCAUUGGCUAUUUUCCUUCAACCUGUGGUGAACAAGGCAUGUGGAAAUAGAAUGCUUAAGAAGAGAGCAAUAAAAAUUAAAAUCAUUUCCUUGUCUUCUCUGUGAAGGGGAUGUACGAUCAUUUCUCCCUGUUUAGAUAUCCAGGCACAUGCCUGUAAUCUCAAUGGUUCCCAAGUUCAAAGGCAGGCUAGCUACAUAGUGAGUCCCAGACCAGCCUGGGCUACAUAUUAAGACUCUGUCUCAAAGGAAAUGAAACAAAAAGAAGUAUGUUUUUCAAAGCCUUUUUCUUGCGUAUCCAGAGUGAGCAGGAUUAAUUUACCCUCAGCCUGCAGCUGUCACCUUUCUUGAACACAGAGAAGAAAGGAAACAGAAUCCCUUAGAGAAGACAUUUAGAUCUCUUCCUUUUGCCUCAGUCUGGCUAGAAAGGUGCAGUAGUGACCUGGGUUAGAGUUCUGUUCCCAUUUGCCCUCUCCAGACUCUGUGUAUAAAAUUGAUAGUGCGUACACAUCACACACACACACACACACACACACCACCUGUUACCUCAUAAGCGAUAGUUUAUUCUGAAGCCAAAUGCGUCUGGCAGUGGCCUGGAACACAGAUUUAUUUUCUCCAAAUUCCAUGUUCCUACAUGGAAGCAUCUUAUAGUAACCAAACAAAGAAAGCCAUAAGUCAAGACACUCCGUAAAGGCAUCGGUGGAAAUAUCAGGGUAGACUGGUUGAGGAAGAGCAGAGAAACCCCACCUGUAGUCCUCAGGUGCCACCUGAUGACAUUCUAAGCUUGCUGACUGGUUGGCUAACUCUAGUUUGUACAUCCGGAGGGAUUUACCUAAUGGUCGAAAAGGAGCUGGGUCAGGUAUAAAGGAGAACAGUACAUGACUGCUGCAGGGGCUAUUGAGGGCCCAAAGCUCUACACUUGCUGCCUUCCAGAGUUUCUGGUCUCUGUGGUUCUCAUCAGUUACAUGGGCUUACAGAAGGGUCAGUGGAACUUUCCAGAAUCCCCAAGUGUAUGUGUUAAUUGCCUUGAGGUGCAGUCUUUGGGUGGCAGUUAGGAUUGGGUUCCGUGUAGCUAAGAUCUUCAUAUAGAAGCUUGCCGUGGACACUCUGCUCUGUGAUGGCCCAGUGGGAGAUCCCUUGCUACAUACGGGUACCCUGCUCUCUCUUUUUUUUAUGUAUUAGAAAGAGAAGGAUUUGUAUGGCUUUUGCUUCUUUUGUUUUGUUUUGUUUUGUUUUGUACACUGAGAAGAAAGCAGUAGACAGAAACAGAAGAAGCCCCUGCAGAAACCCCCUUUAUAAAUUAUUCAUUCUCUGAUCCUCAGUUAUGACAGAAAAUAGAACAGCCUCAAGCUUAGGGUAAUGGCGCAAACUUAUGAUUUCAGCCACUCAGCAUACUGAAACAGGAAGAUCCUGGGUUCUGGGCAGACCUGGGCUACAUUGUGAGAUCCUGUCUCAAGAAAAUACAGUGGUUUGAAUAGCUUAAAAAUGAAAGUGACUUUUCUCAUGUUUUUUGGAGCUCGUAAAUUCAAGAUGAUGGGUAUUUAGGAAGGCCUUCUCAGUUUCUCCAUGAUACAAUUUGUUUCAUCGUAUUGGGAGCAAGGAUCCAGAUGUUCUAGAGGCUGCCCCUGGGGAGUUCCUGCUAUGCUGGAACAAAGAACUGGCCCAGGGACACGUGGACAGUGGUAGAAAAAGACAUGAUUUAUUAAGAAAAAGAAAGCCAUUUUCAGGAUGGAACUUUGAGAGAUUUGGACACAGGUGGGCCACAGUUCAAAACACUAACGGUCCUGGGUUCUUGAGCCUUUUUAGAUCAUGUGUGUAGCACCCACCUUCCCCCAUCUUAGGAGAUCACAGAGGUUUUCUGUGUGUGCAUGCUGUUUGGUCACAUACAGCCACAGGAAGUGGAGGUUGUCUUCCUGCCAUCGGUUGCUUUCCUGUGCUGAUCUUGAUGUUUCUUCCCAUAAAACCUGUCUUGGAAGGAGCAAUCUCUCUGGUUUCUCCCCAGCCUCAGCAUCCAGUCACCCUGGGAUAAUAUUUAGCGUCAGUCUUCACCUUAAAUGGCUCUUCUCAAGAUGAUGCCCUUGAGGGCUAAGGCCUCCAUGGAUUUCAUCGGGGAUCCAGUUCAGCCCACACCACUUAGCUGGGUCAGUCCUUUGGCUAGGUCUAAUGUCCUCCCUCUCUGUUGACCCUUACCCUUUAGCCACUUACAGCGCAUGUGCUCUUUAUUCUAAAAGCUAUACACAGAAGCCAUGACAUAUAGUAGUACUCUUAAUUUUUAAUUUUUUGACAUCUUGAAUUGGAAUAGAAUUACAUCAAUUCUCCAACCCCUCUCAGCAUCCCUCCCUCAAUCCCCUUCUAUGCUACCCCAGUCUUAGGUUGGUAGUCUCCUCUUCAAAUCCAAAAUAAAUACUCUGGCCACCAUUUUUUUUAUGUUAUGAAGCCUGAGAGUCACAAACAACCCAGCACUGCUCGCUAAUCGUGCACUCCAUGGCCCAAUCUAGUCAUCCUAUAAAAACAACAGCAUGACCUUCAGGCUUUUUGAAGAUAGUUUUGUGCAGACCCAGUUUGUCCAGUGUGAGCCCUAAGUUGAAAUCAUCAGGCUAAAUUGCACGGCUUCCUCCAGCUGUCCCGGCUUCUCUAAAUGGAGUCCCUGGGCUUGAGUGCAGAGUGCAGUUCUCCUGCCUCUGUGAUGGUGGUGUCAUCACUCUGAGUGCAGUAAGAUCUAAAACUCGCCUGGUAUUUGCCACAUGUCUUGGUGCCAGGCACAACUCAGCUUCUCCGGCUCCCCAGGAAGGAAGUGACAUAGCCGCUGUGUACGAGGUGCUUGAAUGAGGCUACUCCAUUUUCCUGCUGACUUGAAGAAUCUGCAGACACUUCCCCCAAAUACUCCCAUGUUUAAAUCAAACAGCUACAUGUCUUGAAUCUUCACCCUACACGUGAAAAAAAAAAGAUUAAUUUCCAUAUUACGAAACUGUAAAAGGUUUUAAGCGCCUUUCCUUCCUGUGAGGCUGAUAAAGGAGUGAAUUUGUAAACUGCGGCUGGGUUAAUUAGCCAGGGUUAAUUAAUGUUUACCACACUGGGACGAUGAAAAGAGGUGUGUAAAUGCACAGUAAUGCGGGUCAUUUUUCAAUUUAUUGUUGAAGCUUACGGUGUGUGUGAGUGAGGACAACAUAAAGCGCAUGCGUGUUUCAGAGGGCUACUGAUGCUCUGCGGUAAUUAUGAGGCGUAGGCUUCUAAGUGGAUUAAUUACAUGUUCCUGAAGACGAUCACAGGCUAAUAGUGUUUAUUUAGGGACAGGCUGCUGUUUCAAGUUGAACUAUUUGGAGAGCUGGGUGAGGUGAGGAGAGGCUAACUGUGUGGGCAUGAAAACAGCAUUUUAAAGUAACCUUUAAAAAUAAAUAAUAGAUAGAUUUCUAGAGUCGUGUAUUUUCAAGAGAGCCCAAAGAGUCUUAGGUGAAGUCCUGGAUUAAAGCUGGGAAGUACAGAUACUAGAAGCAGUUUGAAGAGAUUGGAAUAUAAUCUCCUAUGAACUGGGUAGAUAUCCCUCAGUGUUGGGAGUUUAGGACCAGAUUCCAGGACACGCCCACCUCAGGAAUCCCCAAAUUCAUGGAUGCUCCAACUCCUUAUAUAGACAGUUUGUAUUUGUAUAGGACUUAUGAGCAUCUUCUUGGGGGCUGGAGUGAUGGCUCAGUGGUUCAGAGCACUGACUACUCUUCCAGAGGUCCUGAGUUCAGAUCCCAGCAAGUACAUGGUGGCUCACAACCAUCUGCAAUGAGAUCUGAUGCCCUCUUCUGAUGUGUCUGAAGACAGCUACAGUGUACUUCCUGAGCAUCUUCUUGUGUGCUGCUCAUAAAACCUAAUCCAUUGCCACUGCUCAGUCAACACUCACUACCCUGUAAUGUUUUGAAAACAGCAUGGUAAAAGCCCUAUUUGUGUUCAAUACAGACACAGUGAGUGUUUUCCCAUUAACUUUUGAUCUGAGUGCCGGAGAGUUGGCUUAGUGGAUAAAGUCUUUGCUAUGAACACGUGAAGACCUGCGUUCUGAUCCCCAGGGCCGUGUCAAAAGCAGGAAUGACAGCAUGCACCUAUAAUCCGGGCCCUAAAUGAUGGAAAGAGAAGUGUCUGAGGAAUAGGACAUCCUAGUGCUUGUGUGGGUCCUUUCCUGUCAGCCUUGAGUUCUUUGCAUGCGAAGAAAUUGAGUUAGUUAUUUCUGGCACUGGUCUGGAAAUAUCGACAAAUGAGUAUCAGUGAGCUCACCACGUAACUCGUUUGAGUCUCCUUGUUCCAGAUUCUUACAGGGAUUUCUUCCCACUCCUCACCUCUGUGCACUGAGUGCCUUCCUGAAGGCAGGUCGAUUCCACCCCUGGCCAAACCCCUAACGCUUAGCACUUGCCAUUUCCAGGCUUGGAUGCUAUCUUACUUUUUCUGUUGCUGAGAUAAAGUACCCUGACCAAAGCAGCUUAAGGGAGAAAGGCUCUAUCUCCGCUUGCAGUCCAAGGACACAAUGGAUCAAAGCAGAGCAGCCAAAGCUGCAGGUCACUUGACAUCCAGGACGAGGAAGUGGAGGGUGGUGAUUGGUCGGUUCUUGUUAAUUUCCCUCUUUGGCCUAGUAGGACCCAAGCAGAGAAAGGUGUGACCCACAUUUAGGGUAGGUCUACCUUCUGUUAACCUAAUGAAACCGAUCCCUCCUAGGCAGGCAUGGAGGCUAACUUAAUCUAAAUAAUCCUUUGUCUCCUUGGUUACUCCAGAGCCUAUCAAGUUGCCAGUUGGCGUUAUUCUUCAUCACAGUCUCCUGGGCCUCGUUAAGGGACCAUGUGAAUGAGUUUCUGCUGGAGAGAAAGGGCCAUCGCCAUAGCUAGGAAAGCAAGAUUUCGUUAAAGACAAACAGGCCAGUGUACAGAAGAGCAUACUGGAUGUGUUUAGGGUUUCUAAAAUAUGCAUACAUUAGCAUUUAAAUGAGCGGUCAUGCCUACAGAGAUGUAUUGUGUAUAAGGAACAUAGCCCUCCAUUGUGAUGACCUGUGUAUUUAGGCACAUUUUCCACACUGAGCCCUUAUUUAUCAGCAUAUCUUUUAGGGUCUCCCCAUGAAAUUGUCUACAGAUGUUGGCAUCUUCCUUUCUACCACGAGCUCACCAUCUUUUGACCCAGUUUUUUCAUCCCCCUGAAUAUAGUAGUUGUCCGUCCCUCAUCAACUGGAACUGUACUGAGCUCUCUUCCUGGCCCAGCAGUGUGUGAUUCCCAUUCCAUACAUCUGCUGUGGUCUUGAGCAGGCCAGGCAGGGUUCUCUUCCAAGUCUGAGGGAGAGCACUUGAGAGCCUGGGCCACUGCAUAGCUACAGUUGUAUAAGUCGCACAGGACCCUGCUAUAACGGACAGCAGUCAUGGAAACCACAGUGAAGAGUUGUCUGCAGCUGCACAGCCAUGAACAGCAGUCCUGUGGCCAUGCCAGCAUGGCCACCCGCCCCUGCUUCUCUCUCUGAUGUGUUUGAAGACGCACACCAUUGCUGAAGUCCAAAGCACGUGUGGCAGAGCCAGUCAUGGGCUGUGCAUGUGACUCACUCGCCUCAAAGAAAAUGUUAUGUCCAUUUGUAAGGAGAGAGGUUGAUUUCCUUACCAGCUGUCUCAGAGGUGGCUCGGAGCUCAAGUGGGGAUGAAAGAACCCCAAGUAAUGAUGCCCAGAACACCCUACAGGAGCCGAGAAGGAGCCACGGGACUCCGGGCUCAAUUAAUUUUUUUUUUCAUCUCUUACUCUACGUUUGUUUUUUUAUUGGUCCACACUAAAAAUUAGUUUUUCAUAAUAAUAGAUGGUGCUAUUAUAAAUAUUCUGACCUUUUACUUUUAAGCAAAUAUACGUCAACACCAAGUAUUCCAAAGAGCCCCAGUAAAAUGAAAAUUAAGGAUCUAACUGGAAAGAUUUCUUCCCCAUAAGUCCAUAUUUAUAUGUCCCCAAACCUAAUAGUAGUCUCAAAGAUGUCAUUCUCUAUGGCCACAGCCAUAAAGAUUAAAUAAGAAAACAAGACGGGACAUCCUCUUGGAGUUGGGGGAGGAGGUAUGGGAUGAGGAACAGUCAGAGGGUGGACUGGGAGGGGAGCUAAUGACUGGACUGUAAAAAAAGAUUCAAUAAUAAUAAUGAUGAUGAUAAUAAUAAUAAAUAAGUAGAUAAAAUAAUUUCUAAAAGACAAAAAUGAAAAAUAAAAAUGUGAGUUAAAUGUAUAGUGGCCUCCUAGUGCUAGAUUUUCCACCGUGUGAUUCAUUUUCCAAGCAAGUACAUCCGUGUAAUUUACACGUAUGAGCAUUAGAACUUCAGCCCACAGAACUUUCUUUCAAAGACCAGUGCUGUAGUGUGAAAACUCUGCAGUCAGGGCCCCAGGUGGCUGACAUCCCAGGGGGAUUAAGACCCCCUAAAGUGGUUGGAAAUAAGAUCGGGACCUUGGCCCAAGUUCCAUAAAUAAACACGGAAAGGGAAGCUUUUUAAUCCUUUUGCCAAGGCCAGGGAGCCUGGCUGUGUUUUCAUCUUGAUUUCUGGCUAAUGCCGGUUGAUAGAACGGAGCUGUUUGAUGUAGGAGUUUGAAAGCCACAAGGAAACUCCUCUUCAAGGGAAAGGCACUUCUUCUGAAACUUCAGUCUAGACCAGACGAUGGUAUUUCAGGAAAAUGUCACUUGCAAUAAGGAGUAGUUUUCACAAGUGAUGCUCCGCCUUCUGUGAGUCCUCUCUGGGGACAGUUGCCUACCAUAAGUGGACGGAACACACCCCCAUUUGAAACUCUGUGGCCAGGAAACUUCUACACAAAAAUAAACCUCGAUCUAGACAUGAGUCUGUACUUAGACUCUGGGCAAUUCUCGAGAUUGAUAGUGUAGCUCCAGAUAAAAGAGCUGCCUUAAUUUUCUAGACGCGGAGGUUUGUGGGGAGAGCUCAUUGCUAAGUGAUGUCUAUAGAGGUUUUCCCCCCAGUUUGGGAAACAGUCCUACAAUGAUCAUUCUCUCUCAGCCACUGAGGUAACCUGAUCACUCCACUUCAUUUGGGCACAGAAAAGAUUUGUGGGGCAGAGCCCAACUCAAAUUCAGAUUGUUUAACUUCUCUUAACUGUGAAGUAGGGUGUUGAAGCCUAGUGGGGGUUCCUAUGGCAACCAAACAGCCUCCUCUUAGAUUGGUUACUUUUCUCCUUGCAGAGACAACAUCUGACAAGAACCAAUUUGAAGGAGGAAGGGAUGGGGUUUGGCUUGCAGUUUAAGGGGAGAUAGCAUGCCUGGUGGCAGGAGGCAACUGUUCACAUAGCAUCCAAAGUCAGGAAGUCAGGAGAGGGAACAGGAAGUAGGACUGGGCUGUUAAGUGUUCAAGGCCCACCCUCAGGGACUGACUUCCUUCUUCUGUGAGGCUUCACCUCCAAGAGUCAGCAAACUGACUCUUCCCUGAGAGCACCAGCAGCGAUGAGCUAAGUGUUCAGGUCCAUGAGGCUGUGCGGGAUCAUCCACGUUGAUAUGGCAGUUCCCACAGUAUUUCAUGAGAUGGACAUUGAAGAA
Messenger RNA from Mus musculus (house mouse), 14515 nucleotides. RefSeq names its product amyloid beta precursor protein (gene App). The record is from RefSeq and is a predicted model, not a curated record. The coding region runs from base 1742 to 3472 and encodes 576 amino acids. Gene Ontology annotation, biological process: neuron apoptotic process; positive chemotaxis; regulation of protein metabolic process. Gene Ontology annotation, cellular component: cytoplasm; perikaryon; smooth endoplasmic reticulum. The transcript has 14 exons. Gene Ontology annotation, molecular function: molecular function activator activity; heparin binding; serine-type endopeptidase inhibitor activity. Lineage: Eukaryota; Metazoa; Chordata; Mammalia; Rodentia; Muridae.